UGUAGGGAUUUAUUAAAACAUGAAUAACCACCACGCUGCGCUUUGGUCCGCUUCUCUUCCUCCUACAGGCGAACGCCCUUACAGAAUCACCCACCACCAACGGACCAAGCAGCGUGUUAACAGACAGGAGCCACAGGAGAGGCAACAGAGGCAGCAGCAGCAGGAGCAGCAGCAGCUGCAGUGGGAGAGGCUGCACCACCUGGAGAAAUGGACAUGGGAGGAAGAACUGGACGGUGGCGGUAAUGCACCAUUUAUUAGAUGCCCACCGCCGUUAAACCUCAUUGAAGAAGAAGACAAGACGACUGACGACAUGGAAACGUUUGAAGAGGACAGCUUGAACAUCAUUUUUGGUAAAAAACAAAUCGUUGCUGUCAGAGUUGUGAUGAGCGUCCCUGAUAACGUAAGUGCUGUGCGGACUGCUGUCGUCGUGACGCACGGGACUGGAGGGGACGUCAACCUAAAGCGUUUGGUUUCUCUGGCUCGUGUGCUUGCGUCGAAUGGUCUGCUAUGUCUUCGCUUCACGUGUAAAGGUUUAAACCUGGUUUACAGAGUGAAAGCUUACAAUGCUGUUUUGGAACACUUGAAAUAUCUUAAGAAAUUCACAAUCAGACAAAUAUUCUUUGUUGGACGUUCUCUAGGGGCUCGAGCUGCCUCUGCCCUGGCCAGGCAGCUCAGUGUUCGACCAGAGGAUGCAGUAGCAGGCCUCGUCUGUCUGUCCUUCCCCCUACACCCUCCAGGACAGACCCACGGCCAUCGCCAGCGGAGUGAGGACCUCCGGGGGUUGCCUACGGAGGUGCCUGUGUUGUUUCUGUCUGGCACUGCAGACAACAUGUGUGAGAAGAUCCUUCUGGAAGAUGUCGUUAAAGAGAUGAGAUGUCCAACGACUGUUCGCUGGGUUGAAGGAGGCAACCAUGGGCUGAUAGUGAAGGGAAGGACAGAGGAGUCUGUCCAGGAUGAACUCAACGCACAUGUCUUAUCAUGGAUUUUGGAACGAAUUGCAUGAAGCUGACUCUUUGAUUCUAAACGAAUUACUCUUGAUUCUAAACGAACUACUCUUUGAUUCUAAAUUAAUUACUCUUGAUUCUAAACGAACUACUCUUUGAUUCUAAAUUAAUUACUCUUGAUUCUAAACGAACUACUCUUUGAUUCUAAAUUAAUUACUCUUGAUUCUAAACGAACUACUCUUUGAUUCUAAAUGAAUUACUCUUUGAUUCUAAACGAAUUACUCUUUGAUUCUAAAUGAAUUACUCUUGAUUCUAAAUGAAUUACUCUUGAUUCUAAAUGAAUUACUCUUUGAUUCUAAACGAAUUACUCUUGAUUCUAAACGAAUUACUCUUGAUUCUAAACGAAUUACUCUUGAUUCUAAACAAACUACUCUUGAUUCUAAACGAAUUACUCUUGAUUCUAAACAAACUACUCUUGAUUCUAAAUGAAUUACUCUUGAUUCUAAAUGAAUUACUCUUGAUUCUAAAUGAAUUACUCUUGAUUCUAAAUGAAUUACUCUUUGAUUCUAAAUUAAUUACUCUUUGAUUCUAAAUGAAUUACUCUUGAUUCUAAACAAAUUACCUCUUGAUUCUAAAUGAAUUACUCUUGAUUCUAAAUGAAUUACUCUUGAUUCUAAAUGAAUUACUCUUGAUUCUAAAUGAAUUACUCUUGAUUCAAAAUGAAUUACUCUUGAUUCUAAAUGAAUUACUCUUGAUUCUAAAUGAAUUACUCUUGAUUCUAAACAAAUUACCUCUUGAUUCUAAAAUAAUUACUCUUGAUUCUAAACAAAUUACCUCUUGAUUCUAAAAUAAUUACUCUUGAUUCUAAACGAACUAUUCUUGAUUCUAAAAUAAUUACUCUUGAUUCUAAACAAAUUACUCUUGAUUCUAAAAUAAUUACUCUUGAUUCUAAACAAACUACUCUUGAUUCUAAAUGAAUUACUCUUGAUUCUAAAUGAAUUACUCUUGAUUCUAAACAAAUUACUCUUGAUUCUAAAAUAAUUACUCUUGAUUCUAAACAAACUAUUCUUGAUUCUAAAAUAAUUACUCUUGAUUCUAAACAAACUACUAUUGAUUCUAAACAAACUACUCUUGAUUCUAAAUAAACUACUCUUGAUUCUAACCGAAUUACUCUUGAUUCUAAACGAACUACUCUUUGAUUCUAAACAAACUACUCUUGAUCCUAAACGAAUUUCUCUUGAUUCUAAAGUUGUUGUUGCUCCACACAUUCCAUAGUGUGUUAUUAGUGUAAUAUUAUGAAUAUGUUGUGUUUAUAAUGUAGAAGAAAUAUAUACUUUUAUAUAUAUAUUUUUAUUUAUUUUUUGGGCUAAAGGUAUUGACAGAUUUGCAGUGAAGAAUACACUCUGUGGGGUGCUUCUCUGAAACUGAGCGUUGCCUUCUAGUGGAGUGUGUUCAGGGAAGCCAAACUUCAAAUCGAGUUGUAUUUGUCACAUUGCGCCGAAUACAACUGUGAAAGUGUCAAAUCCCAAUUGAGAGCAUACGUCAUUUCCAGAAAAAAUGUUAAAUUGUUGCAUCUCGUUGUGUUGUUGUCCUCUGGUGGCUAGCUAGCCAGCUAGCUAAAAUUGUCCCUUUCCUAAAUUAGCCAUGGAUGGAGAUAAGGAUUUAGACUUGUGGUUUUACUUAGUUUU
Messenger RNA from Oncorhynchus mykiss (rainbow trout), 2632 nucleotides. The record is from RefSeq and is a predicted model, not a curated record. Lineage: Eukaryota; Metazoa; Chordata; Actinopteri; Salmoniformes; Salmonidae.